CGGCAGAGUUGCAACCAGUGCGGCGCAAGACAUUUCAAAAGAAAACACGCAAAACAUACGAAAAUUUAAUGGAAAAAAAUGGAAGCCAAUCAGAUCGACUUUGACCAGUUUUGCGCCAAGUUAAAGAACGAGAAAUAUGUGAAACAUGUGAAGAGCUUGAAGGAUCUGUGCGUUACCAAGACGGUGAUGAAGCCCACGGCGUUCUUCGAGAGUCUACCGAAAAUGCUGCAGGAAGAGGCUUCGAAAACAACACCAAACAAGGAGCUGGGCUCGGUGGCCGACUAUGCGGAGCUCUUCAGGUCGCUUGAAGAGUAUCCCUGUAACCUGCAGAAGAACCCCAAAAAGCGAGAGCUGCAGCGCGCUGCUACCUUGGAUCAGACGGAACAGUCCGAGUACAUGAAGCGCUUGGAGGAUCAGCGCAGUGCCGUCGAGGUGUACAACGAGUUCAAGGGCUUCCAAAGGAAGCUGGCCAAGGCAUUCGAGGAGGCAGUCGACCUUGAGCAGGCCGAGACCGUGUAUAUAAAAAAGCUUGGGCAGCUGCAAACCUUCGCCCAGCAGAUAGAAAAGCUAAUGCCAACGGAGGCCGAGCCACCGCCGGAUGCAUUCACAGCAGACGAAGAGCAAACGCUGCUGGCGAUCGCCGCAAGCAUGAGGGAUUUGAACUACUUGCGCUCCAACAGUCUACAGCUGCCGAGUCCCAGCGAUAUUGUGGCUGGCGGCAGCCUGGUGGCGCGUCUGGAGAUGUUCGUAAAAGUCCUCACCGGCACUCUGAUGCAAAUAAGCGUCUACAAUGCGGCUUGAAAUACAUUAUUUAUUAUUAUUUAACUAUUUUACAAUAAAUACUACGGCGAGUCCUGAUC
This is a messenger RNA of Drosophila obscura, 860 nucleotides long. It is a transcript of the gene msd5, whose product is annotated as augmin complex subunit msd5. NCBI's taxonomy places the organism in Eukaryota, Metazoa, Arthropoda, Insecta, Diptera, Drosophilidae. The transcript has a single exon. Bases 79 to 801 code for a protein of 240 amino acids. The record is from RefSeq and is a predicted model, not a curated record.